CACCUGUCGAGAUACCAUCCUCACAGCUUCCGCUUCCCACAUAAAACCUGACCUUUUGAAAGAUACCCAUUGGGAACGACGCUACCUCGAUAGUGGACACGGCCCAGAAAACGACUAAACGAAACUUCGCUUCUUCGGAAUACCACCUAUUUAUUUUUAUCAUCAACGUUGCUUAUAAUGCGAGCCAAAAUGCCGGCCCCACUGGAUCUCAGCAAAUCCAAGCUGUCGAUAUCCAACCCGCGGAUGAACCUGCGGCGGUCUGCCUCCCACCACAACUCCAGUUACGAGAAAAACCCCCUGUCCGCUACUUCGUCGCGCUUCAGCUUCAACCACCUCCUCUUUUCCUCGCCGCCACCAUCACCGAGUCUACCGGCCCUCAUUCCCCCACCCCGGAAAUCUCCCAUCCACCCACGACCUAGCCGUGUGCUUCGGCUCGCAUUCUGGUUUGCAUUUGCAGCUUUGCUGUUCUACUUUGUAACAUUUCCUUUCCGAAGCAGCUUCGGCGUGCCGAACUUGAACUUGCCGCACCUCAGCACACAUGAAGAUUUUGAGAUGGUCGGGCAGGAUGACCUGCCCGACUUCCCGACCCCCAUCGUCAUUGCCGACCACAGCGGGAAACACAAGUGGACUGUUUCAAUCCCCCCGAGCUACGACUUUCCAUUGUCGUUGAAGGAGUAUGGAGACAUGUGCAUCAAGUGCCGAGAGGUUGCCGCUCGUGUGAGAGACAUGCGCCAUCGGACCCACAUUCUCGAUCAGGACCCCUUGAAUCCCGAGGCCAUGGCUGAUCCGUACUUCGUCGAUGCGGAGGAAGCUCAGAAGCUUGGUUUUCUCCCAGACGUUGCCAACAGCAGAUGGCCCAGCAAAGGACGGGGCAGAGACGGAGAUUUGGUCGGAGAGAACAAGGACUCUCUGGUGGAGAAGCCUGUCUGCCAGAGUUCAAUGACCAUGGUUCUGGAGACGGCAGAUGCUGGGAUCGGACACACCAUUAUGCAGCUUUGGACGUUCUAUGGCCUUGCACAGAGACAAGGCAGAGCCUUCUUCAUCGACGACUCUCGCUGGGCGUACGGCAAGUACACCGAUAUUUUCCAAGCGCCUCCCGCUCCGAACUGUCGCCCUCCGCCCCGCCACCACAUGGUCCCUUGCCCUCCUCGAGCUCGCCAUCUCGUGGUCACCUCAGAGACAGUGAAAGAACUUUGGGCUGGUUCUCUGAGCAAACCCUACAUUGACUUCCGAGCCCAGGAUGGGGAAGCAGUGCGAGAACUUUUCAACCUGGCACACGAGGGCUACCGAGCCCUGUUCGAUCUCAACAAGGACGACACUCAGUAUGUUCUCAACAGGGUUAAGGAAAUCAAAGCAAAGGCACACACCAAAGAUUCGAACCCUCGCGACAGCCUUAUUGUUGGGGUCCACGUUCGCCAUGGCGACUGCCACCCGCUGGAAUACCAAUACCGCGGGGCCUACAUCCCUAUGGAGAUCAUUGCUAACCGCGCCCAUGAGAUCAUUGAGGCCAAACACAAUGAGUCCGGAAGAGAUAGCGUCGGCAACGCACUCGCCGAGAAGAAAUCGUUCGUUGUUCUGGCGUCCGACGACCCCACAGUCUACGAUUCCGAUGACUUCAAGAACUCCAUGCGUGCUCAGGAGCAAAUUCGUCUUGCAUCCAAGCAGGAGACCCAUAAGGCCACCCCGGACAGACAUGUCAUGCAUCGUUUCGAAGAUGAGUCCUUCGGCUGGGAGGGCGGCUUCUUCGCCGCUAUGUUUUGGAACCUUGGUUUGUCGUCCAUGAGCGCUUCUAAUGCCGCGACAGCUAAGAACAAACAACUGGCUCCUUCGGCCGAGACUCUUCGUCUUCGAGGCUACAUCGGCCGGGCGUACAUGAUGGACCUAGCGGUCCUUGCCGGUACAAGCGAUGCAAUCGUCUGUACCGUUAGCGCCAUGGGCUGUCGUCUGCUUGCAGUCAUGAUGGGAUGGGAGUCCGCCAUGGAAUCGGGAAACUGGGUCAACGUCGACGGCCCAUACGGGUGGACCGGAUUGUCCAUCUAAAUACGGGCAAAACCCAUGUCUUAACCCGUCAGGAAAGGGAAGGCAUGUAUGGCUCUCAGCGUCCGAGCCGCGAGGAAAAGAAAAAGGCAAAAUUCGCAUCACACUGCAUGGUUAUCGGCGUACGGCGUUCGAAGCGAAAGGCACAUAGCACGCGUUUCUUUAUUAUUUAUUUUUUGAUACAGUUCUGGUUUAUUUGUUGUCCCCGAAAAAGAGAUACCUCUAUAUUCGCCUCAUAGCACAAAAGCAGCGCAUUCUUUGAGACUAGCCUAGAGGUACAAUCCUCCAGUCGUUACUGCAUCAACUAAUCAUACUUGAAAUAUACCAACAAUACCAGGAAGCUAGCUGGCUUUGAAGAAAAGACGCUAACUAGCUAAAUCAAAUACAAAAAAGACACAGUUUUCAAACCAUAUCUGAA
Messenger RNA from Colletotrichum navitas, 2455 nucleotides. RefSeq lists its product as uncharacterized. Gene Ontology annotation, biological process: protein N-linked glycosylation. The transcript has a single exon. NCBI's taxonomy places the organism in Eukaryota, Fungi, Ascomycota, Sordariomycetes, Glomerellales, Glomerellaceae. Bases 178 to 2040 code for a protein of 620 amino acids. The record is from RefSeq and is a predicted model, not a curated record. Gene Ontology annotation, molecular function: alpha-(1->6)-fucosyltransferase activity.